This is a messenger RNA of Oenanthe melanoleuca, 3056 nucleotides long. It is a transcript of the gene GPR75, whose product is annotated as G protein-coupled receptor 75. Gene Ontology annotation, biological process: G protein-coupled receptor signaling pathway. The coding region runs from base 33 to 1511 and encodes 492 amino acids. Gene Ontology annotation, molecular function: C-C chemokine receptor activity. NCBI's taxonomy places the organism in Eukaryota, Metazoa, Chordata, Aves, Passeriformes, Muscicapidae. The transcript has a single exon. The record is from RefSeq and is a predicted model, not a curated record. Gene Ontology annotation, cellular component: membrane.
CGAUGAGCGGGUUGUGAGGGGGCCGGGCGGCGAUGAACGGGUCAGGGCGGCUGCCGGCCGGGCCCGCGGAGCAGCUGGGCGCGAACGGCAGCGGCCCCGCGGAGCUGCGGGAGGGCACCCACGCCGCCACGCUGGCCGCCUGCGCCUCCCUGCUGGCCCUCGUCUUCUGCCUCGGCUCCUACGGCAACCUCAUCGUGCUGCUCUCCUUCUUCGACCCGGCGCUCCGGAAAUUCCGCACCGACUUCGACUUCAUGAUCCUCAACCUCUCCUUCUGCGACCUCUUCAUCUGCGGCGUGGCCGCCCCCAUGUUCGCCUUCGUGCUGUUCUUCGGCCCGGCCCGCGGCGUGCCCGGCGCCUUCUGCUUCACCUUCCACCUCACCAGCUCGGGCUUCAUCAUCAUGUCCCUCAAGACGGUGGCGGUGAUCGCGCUGCACCGGCUGCGCAUGGUGCUGGGCAAGCAGCCGCACCGCGCCGCCUCGGCGCCCUGCUCGCUGCUGCUGACGCUGCUGCUCUGGGCCGCCAGCUUCACGCUGGCCACGCUGGCCACGCUGCGCGCCCGCGGCUCCCGCCUCUGCCUGCCCAUGGCCAGCCUGCCCGGCGGCCAGGGCAAGCUCAUCCUCUACCUCUACGUCACCGACUUCAUCUGCUGCGUGGCCGUGGUGUCCGUGUCCUACGUGAUGAUCGCCCAGGCGCUGCGCAGGAACGCGCGGGCGAGGCAGGGCCGGCCGGCGGUGGCCGCGGGUACCCCCCGGGCUCAGCCCUUCGCGGGCCCGGAGCUGUACCGGACCCAGAGCUGCAGCAAGCCGCCCCACGGGCACGCCAAGCCGGCCGGCCGCCUCCCGCUGGCCUCGGCCGUCAACCUGGCCGCGGCCAAGGACUCCAAGGCGGUGGUGACGUGCGUGGUCAUCGUGCUCUCCGUCCUGGUGUGCUGCCUGCCCCUGGCCAUCUCCUUGGUGCAGGACGUGCUGUCCGGCAGCGGCGGCUUUGUGCUCUACCAGUUCGAGCUGUGCGGGUUUACCCUCAUUUUCUUCAAGUCGGGCUUAAAUCCCUUUAUCUAUUCCCGCAACAGCGCGGGGCUGCGGAGACGCGUGCUCUGGUGCCUGCAGUACGCGGCCCUGGUGUUCUUCUGCUGCAAGCACAAGACGAGGCUCCGAGCCGUGGGCAAAGGCAGCCUGGAGGUCAACAGGAACAAGUCGUCGCACCACGAGACCAACUCGGCCUACAUGUUGUCUCCGAAGCCUCAGAAGAAGGGUUUGGAGCAGAUCGGCGCCAGCCACUCCAAGGACAGCGUGCUGAGCCCCAAGGCGUCGGCGGGGCAGCAGCACUACGGGCAGAGCAGCUCCACGCCGAUGAACACGCGGGUCGAGCCCUACUACAGCGUGUACAACAGCAGCCCCUCGGCCGAGGGCAGCACCCCGCACAGCCUGCAGCCCGCGGGCUCCUCCUUCGCCUUCGCCAAGCCCUGCGGCGCCGCUGCCCCCGCCAGGCACAUCCCGCUGCCCUCCGUGUAGCCCCGGCGCGUUCCAGAGGUUCCCCUGCUCUGCUCGGGGCAGGAAUCGCUCCAAACUCCACCAUUCUGCUGCUGUUUGCGUUCGGAGCAAAGGCGGAGCUGCCGCCUCCGUGACGCGUCCUGGAGCUCCCCUGGAGAGCCAGCGAGGGGGUGCUUUACACUGGGAGUUGGUGGGUUUUGUUACUCAGCUUUACUGCUGGGCAAGUAAAAAAAACCGAGGUGCCACGAUUGUGUGGUUUAUUGUGUCAUAAGGCCAGGUUGGAGGGAGUUCAGGGUAACCUGGGACUGGGAAAGGUGUCCCUGCCCGUGGCAGGGGAUGGAACUGGAUCAGCUUUAAGGUCCCUUCCGACCAAACCAUUCUGUGAUAACACUGAGUAUUAUAAAUACCUUGUACUUUCAGGAAGGAGGUGUUGGGGAGGUGAUUGGUGGUAUUUGAGUUUAAACUUCUGCCAUUUCAGUAAUGACAAAAGUCCUUUUAUCUUCACAGAGUGAAACCCUGAUUCUGGUGAGGUAAAUGGCAAAAUUUCCAUGAACUCAGCUAAAUUUCAGGAUUCCAGUUUUGGCUUCAAGUGGGACAAGGCUUUGUUUGGUCAGUGUUCUAUUUGGGAAGUGUGGCACUUAUAAAUCUCUGCAGUAUGUAUAUUAAUAUGUGCUGAGCAUUGAUUUUAAUGAUGGUGGCAUUCUAUACCCUGAAAUAAUUUGAAAAAGUGUUUUACAUCUGAUAGAAAUAGCCAUGCACUGCCUAAUUAUUUGCAUUACUUGAGGAUAAGGGUGAGUUUUGCAAUAUUAUGUGGCUGAUACGCCAGGAGGAGCAGAGUCACCUCUGGAAUUCCCUGGCUGGUCAGCUGUCAGGCAGAGUCGUGUUGCUGCUUGCUCUUUUGCCCAUGCCUCUGUAUAAACUGGGAUUUAUACAAAGGCAGAACUGACAGGUAUUAACGUUUUUUAAACCAGAAUGACAAGUUUUUGUGGUUUUGUUAAGUCUGACAUCGGUUUGAUUUCAUCUGUCUGCUUAGAAAUUUUGUCUGUUGGUUUACAGAGUGAGCAAAUCACAGAAGUUAAGUAUUUUUAAAAUAAAUUCACCCAUUUGUAUCUUAUUGUGGGAAUUCCCUGGGAGACAGAACAAUUCAGGGGCAUUUACAUUCCUGACACUUCUUGCUCUGAGUGGCCAGAUCUCUUCCAAACAAGCAAUCACCUUUCAGUUUCUGUGGCCUUCAGCACAGCCCCUUGUCUCCAAAAUAAUUGUGCCACAGGCUUUUGAUGCCUUGCUGUAGGAAAGUGCCACAUCUUCAGGAAAAUGACAGUGAUGGGAACGUGAUUUGUUACUUCAGAAACAAAAAAUGUCCACAUCAUUGCUGUCUGUGAGUUGUUGGUUCAGGUUUUUUGUUAACUAAACUGUUCUUGAGGUUCUCCUGGAACACUGGUCUUUGUUUAACACUGGAUAUGAAUGAAGUCUGAAUAAUUCAAACCAGCUUUCUUGCAAUAAAAUCAGUGUGAACAAUUUUCUAAUACAAAUGUAAAAUGGAAAUUAUUUCCCUAAGUCUUUUCU